This is a messenger RNA of Paramuricea clavata, 417 nucleotides long. NCBI's taxonomy places the organism in Eukaryota, Metazoa, Cnidaria, Anthozoa, Malacalcyonacea, Plexauridae. The record is from the annotation of a GenBank genome assembly.
AUGUUCAAACAAGUUGACAUCUUUCUGAAAGAAAAGCAAGUCACUCAGGCUACUGGGACGUAUGCGUACCGUGCUUAUCUGGAAACCCUCUUGAAAUAUGGCCCCUCAGCCAAAGAUUCCCAGCUCACCGCAGCUCUGCUUUACAAAAACACUGCGGGAACAAUGGGCAUUGCAAAUCCUACCACAGCAGGUGACGCAGGCAACGCGGGUGUUAGAGCAAGAUACGUCUUCAGCAAGACAAGUGGAAUUAUUGAAAUGGCAGGGCCCAUAUUUAGCGAUGUAUUUAUGACCGAGCGUCUCCUGCUGAAUUACGUAGAUUUGAAAGUUAUUUUGAAUCGAAGCAGCAACGAGUUCUGUCUGAUGGCUUCCGAGGACGAUGUCGACUUCAGAGUGAAGUGGCCUACGAAAUUACGAUGA